Molecule: messenger RNA, 1080 nt
Organism: Brassica oleracea var. oleracea
Lineage: Eukaryota; Viridiplantae; Streptophyta; Magnoliopsida; Brassicales; Brassicaceae
Exons: 5
Coding region: 1-1080 (359 amino acids)
Source: RefSeq, a predicted model, not a curated record
AUGAAGAGAGGCGAUGAGAUUGAAGUCUCCUCCGAUGAAGAAGGGCUUAAAGGGUGUUGGUUCAGAGCCAUUCUCGAAGACCCUCUGCCUAAAUCCGGUAACAAAAAGCUGAACGUGUCUUUGCUAGCCAACGAUGGCUCCUCCACCACUACUCAGAAAACCACUUACCGGAGAUUCCUCCGGCCGAUUCCGCCGGAAAGUCUGUUCACGGCGGCAGGGGAGUUUGAAGAAGGGUGUGUGGUGGAAGCUUCUCGGGGAGGCGGGUGGUGGACCGGUGCGGUUGUGAAUAAGAUAAACGAUGAGGAAGUUUGGCUUUUCUUCGAUUCACCACCGAAUCUGCUCCAGUUCAGGACAGGACAGCUCAGACAACACUUUGACUGGGUCAAACAAGAAUGGGUUUUUGUGAGUAAGAAGUCAACAUUUAGAUGUGAGACUAUGGUGGAAGUGAAAGUUGAUGAUGAUGUUGACAUGUGGGUACCAUCAGUGAUUGUUAAGGAGAUGGUAAACAGGAAGAGUUUCGUUGUCAAGUCUUUGAAAUACCUGAGCUGGAAUGAUGGUGAAGAAUCUAAACCAAACAGAACCGUUGGUUUAAGCAGCAUAAGGCUCACACCGCCGACUGUUUCUGUUAAAAGCAGCUUUGGGUUGAUGGAGUCUGUUGAAGUGUUUAUUGAUCCUGGAUGGCGUCCAGGGACCGUGACGAGUAUACUCUGUGUGCAAAACACUAAUGAAGUAAAUGCUGCUUGUAUGCAACAGGUGCUAGAGGAACACAGCCGAGAAAAUGACAGUCGUAAGAGAAAAAGAGGAGAAGUAGAGCACAAUCCAGACUUAAGUGAGGCUGCUGCUACUGAAUCAGUUUCAUCUCAAACAGAGGCUGGAACUGAAGAAUUCACUGUCCAGCCGGAGAGCAGCGAAGAAGCUAACAACAAUCAGGUGAUGCAAAUAGUUGUUUUGCCUUUUGCUAAGGAGUCAUCGUUUUGGAAGGAACUUGAAACAAGAGAAGUCUUCCAGAGAGCACCACCACCAACAUAUUUCUCUAAAAAUUCUAAAAAUCAUUCUCUAAGAAUACCUAAAAAUCAUUAG